AGCAGUUGAUGCCUUUGAAUCCUGAUGCUGAGAAGGAGAAAAAGCAGAAAUUGCUGCUGUGAAGGAAUUGAAUUUAGAGAAUGGAGUUAAAGUUGGGUUUUCACUCGGUUCAAACGUACCAAAAAAUAAUAAUAAAUAAUAAAGAGAAAGUGGAAACUUCCAAGUCUAGGGUAGUUUUUGAGGAGGCUGAGAAUGAGGAGAAGAAGCAAAAAAUGAAAGUGCUAAAGAUGGAAAGAAGAGGGCUUGGGAAGAGUUGGUGAGGGAGGAGGAGAAAGCAAAGGAACGAAUUAAUAGGAAGGAUUAUUGGUUAUGUGAGGAGAUAAUAGUUAAAGUGAUGAGCAAGGCAUUAGCAGACAAGGGGUACUAUAAGCAGAAGGGGGUGGUUAGGAAAGUUAUUGAUGAAUAUGUGGGGGAAAUUGAGAUGCUCGAGAGCAAGCAUGUUUUGAGAGUCCAUCAGGAGGAGCUUGAGACUGUUAUUCCACAAAUUGGGGAAUUGGUGAGGAUAGUAAAUGGGGCAUACAGAGGAUCAAAUGCAAGGUUGUUGGGUGUGGAUACAGAGAAGUUUUGUGCAAAGGUGCAGAUAGAGAAGGGCAUCUAUGAUGGGAGAGUGCUCAAGGCUGUUGAGUAUGAGGAUAUUUGCAAAGUCACUUAGUCAGUUCAACGUAGACUGCUCUGCAUGUGUUAAGGAAGUAGAAGAAGAAUGUCUUAUCAUCACCCGUACAUUUCUUCGAAAGUCUCAAACUUCAUAACGAUUAUGGAAUGCCUCAUAUUGAUCUAGGAGCACGUGGUGAAAUUAUUGACUCCUGCAUCAUAGCUUAAACUUUGCUAAGUUUGAGACCUUUAGCUUUAGGUGAUUCUUUCUAUUAACUCAAGAGACAAAAGCCAUCUGCAUCAUGGCCUUCCUGCUCGAAUGCCUCUGAGCUCCCAGCUUAUGAUGCUAUCCUUGUAGUUGUGUUAAGUGAUGAAAUGUUUUUGAUUGAUAAUGUUGUCGACAUUUUAGAAGAACUGACUUAUAACAUAUAUAGCACAAGGAGUCACUUUGUAUGAGAAGAAACUGUAAGAGAAUUU
Rubroshorea leprosula is the source of this 1068-nucleotide messenger RNA. NCBI's taxonomy places the organism in Eukaryota, Viridiplantae, Streptophyta, Magnoliopsida, Malvales, Dipterocarpaceae. The record is from the annotation of a GenBank genome assembly.